Merops nubicus (carmine bee-eater) is the source of this 588-nucleotide messenger RNA. Its product is annotated as PDZ domain-containing protein GIPC1-like. Gene Ontology annotation, molecular function: protein binding. NCBI's taxonomy places the organism in Eukaryota, Metazoa, Chordata, Aves, Coraciiformes, Meropidae. The record is from RefSeq and is a predicted model, not a curated record. The coding region runs from base 10 to 588 and encodes 192 amino acids. The transcript is spliced from 4 exons.
GCACAGAUUAUGUUUUGCACUUUGAACACUCAUAAAAUUGAUAUGGACAAGCUCCUAGGUGCACAGAUUGGCCUUGAAGAUUUCAUAUUUGCCCAUGUUAAAGGACAGCGAAAAGAGGUGGAAAUUCUUAAAACUGAUGAUGUGCUUGGGCUUACCAUUACAGACAAUGGAACUGGCUGUGCAUUUAUAAAGCGAAUCAAAGAAGGUAGCCUUAUGGACCAAACCAAAAUCAUCUGUGUGGGUGAUCACAUAGAGACAAUAAAUGGAAAAAAUGUGUCAGGUUGUCGGCAUUAUGAAGUGGCCAAAAUGCUAAAAGAUCUGGAGAAAGGUCGGAUGUUUAAGCUGCAGCUGAUAGAGCCUAUGAAAGCAUUUGAAAAGCUGGAACCAAGGUCCAAAGGUGGAACUCUGCCAGGGGCUAAAAUCUCUAGAGGGAGAGAAACGCUUCGGCUGAGAACCAAAGGCCCUGCUACUGUGGAGGAAAUGCCGAGUGAAGUUGAAGAAAAAGCAAUUAAAAAAGUGGAUGAGCUUCUUGAAACAUACAUGGGGAUAAGAGAUAUGGAACUAGGUGAGUCCUUAGCAGAUGCAUGA